AUGUCUCCAUCUUCCUCUUUUUCUUUUUUAUCCUUCAUUUUCUCUUACUUUGUCUUUUCUUCGUCCUUUCUUAUUUUUUUCUGUUUUUUUCUUCCUCCUCCAUCUUUUUCCUUCGCUUUCCCUUCUUUUUCUGCUGUUACUAUUCCUCCUUUGCUUUUCUUACUCUUUUUUUCUUCUAUUAUUGUUUCCUACUACUUCUUUUUCUCCUACGUUUACUCCGCCUCCACCUUUGCCGACUCGCCUCCUCCUUUUCUUUCUUUUCUACUACUACCGCUACUAGUAUUAUUUCUUUGUAGUUCCCUUUUACUUUAUCUUUAUCUGUUUUCAUCAUUCUGUCCUCCUCCCUUUACUUUUUCUACUUCUACUAUUCCCACUCCUCUCACUUCAUCGGGUUUUCUUUUGCUUCUAUGUUUACUCCUCCUCCUACAUCGUUUCCUCCGCCUUCCUUUCAUUUUAUACUUUUACUACUACAUCCUUUUCUAUCUCAUCUCUUUCUAUUUCGCCUUCUCUUCCUCUACCUUCGUUUUCUUCCUCUUUUUUAUUUUCUUCCUUUUCACUUCUUACUUUCUUUCUUUUCUGAAAUAUACUUAUUUUUUCUUCUUUCUUUUCAUCCUUUUUCUUCUUUAUUUUCUGUAUUCCCUUUCCGUUAUUCAAAUAUUUUUCUUUCCUUCAUUUUUUUUCCAUCGUUUUUCUUCCUCCUCUUCUCCGACUACUACUUUUUUUCCUGUUAUACAUGGUGUCCAUAAAUCUGUUCAUAUCUAUCUAUCUAUCUAUCUAUCUAUCUAUCUAUCUAUCUAUCUAUCUGUCAUUAUAUUCAUGUCAAUCUAUCUAUCUAUCUCAUUAUGUUCAUGCCAAUCUAUCUAUCUAUCUAUCUAUCUAUCUAUCUAUCACAGUCUGUUCAUAUCUAUCUAUAUUUUUUCCGACUGUUAA
Acanthosepion pharaonis is the source of this 930-nucleotide messenger RNA. NCBI's taxonomy places the organism in Eukaryota, Metazoa, Mollusca, Cephalopoda, Sepiida, Sepiidae. The record is from the annotation of a GenBank genome assembly.